Molecule: messenger RNA, 237 nt
Organism: Bipolaris victoriae FI3
Lineage: Eukaryota; Fungi; Ascomycota; Dothideomycetes; Pleosporales; Pleosporaceae
Exons: 1
Coding region: 1-237 (78 amino acids)
Source: RefSeq, a predicted model, not a curated record
AUGUUUGCUUGCGCAGGCAAAUCGUGGGUGCAAUGCAAAACUCAAUUUCAUGGUUCGUACACUCUUGAUGCAGCCAAAGAAUUUACGCUGUCACCAACCGGAGACCAAGAGUUCCGAUGCCACAUUUCCCCGGUGACGCAGAGGAGCCCCCUCGGCCGAAGAGUUACGGUCAACGGAGAUACGAGUAACUCUCGUAUUGUAGUGCGCAGAUGGCAUUCCUACAAGCAUUUUGCUUGA